AGUGUGACCUUUAAGAUAAAAUAAAAGAACACAAUAUUAGAUUUACUUUAAAGAUAUGGGAAACACUCAGCCAUGGAGGACUUUGCCAAAGGACAAUCAGAAGACCCUGGAUUUUCUGAAAUCAUACAAACCUCAUAAUAAAGAAGCUGACCAUCUCAGAAUUCUUCUUCUUGGGCCAGUUGGUGCAGGCAAAUCCAGCUUCAUCAACUCUGUUGACAGUGUCUUACAAGGCAGAGUUACUGGUCGAGCUUUGACAGACACAAAUUCUGCAGCUAGUUUCACCAGGAAGUACAAAACGUAUAAAUUCGUCAAAAACGAUCAAAGUUAUUGUUCGUUUGUUUGCAAUGACAUCAUGGGCAUGGAGGAAAAGGCUGGUGGUGUUCGUGUGGAAGACAUUAAACUUGCCCUAAGGGGGCAUGUGAAAGAAGGUUACAAGUUCAUUCCAGAACAACCACUGAAAGACGAAGAUCUAGGCUACAACUCAUGUCCCAGUCUGAAUGACAGCGUUCAUGUUCUGAUCACUGUUAUUAAGGUUGGCUUAGUGUCUUUACUAAGUAAGAACACUGUGGACAAGCUCAGAGAUGUCAGACUGACAGCCAGUGAAAUGGGUAUUCCCCAACUGGCUGUUCUCACUCACGCUGAUGAAGCUUGCCCCACAGUAAACAAGAAUACAAUGAACAUCUACAAGAGCAAGUACCUGAAGAAACAGGUUGAAAAAUUUAGCCAGCUGCUUGGCCUCCCAGUGAAUUGCAUCUUUCUUGUGAAGAACUACAGUUCAGAAAUCAAGACAGAUGACGCCACUGAUGCUCAUAUCCUGUGUGCACUGAAACAGAUGAUUGACUUUGGAGAAGACUUUCUCAAUCACCUGAAUGACUGAAUCUAAGACUGACUGCAGCAGUCACCAUGUAGUAAAGUGUGAGGCU
This is a messenger RNA of Archocentrus centrarchus (flier cichlid), 923 nucleotides long. Its product is annotated as interferon-induced protein 44-like. The record is from RefSeq and is a predicted model, not a curated record. The transcript has 8 exons. Bases 56 to 877 code for a protein of 273 amino acids. Lineage: Eukaryota; Metazoa; Chordata; Actinopteri; Cichliformes; Cichlidae. Gene Ontology annotation, biological process: immune response.